AUGUCAAAGAUAUCUAAGGAUAAAAAUAUACACCCUACUUUAUCUAGUCAUCUUAUCCGAUUAUCCAGCAUAUCUCCCUUUACACGGCAAAUCUUUGAAAAUCUUCUUAUGAAUGAUCUGUUUAUGGGAAAAAUUGAAACUCCGCCAUCAUCUUUCAGUAAUGAAGUUAACCAACAAAAUCAAACAAUUUUAUUACUUCAAAAAGAACGUCAUCAGCUCUUUGAUUUAUGCCUUUACGAUGAUAGAAUUAUUUCUCUAUUGGAAAAAUGGAAAAAUAACGUUAAAGAUAUUGCUUUGAAAUCAAUUCCCAAUAAAAAAGGAAGUCUUUGGAUGACUGUGUGGGUUUCUCACUUGGAGAUUAGCCUGAAUAAUUACCUAUGUUCUGGCAUUUGGUUCUCAGAAUUUCAAGAAAUUAUUUCCCAAAAUCAUUCUGCUACACGAAGACUAGUUGCCUACUUCCUUAUUCACGAAGUGAUAGAAGUUACAUUUAAGGAAAAUUUUCGUAAAAAUAAAAACAUACAAGAACAUGCAGACCCUACCUUGAUUCCUAAAGUUAUUACUUUGAACCAGGCAGAAUCACUAAAAUUUUCUUAUAUUAUUGGUUGGGUACUCUUCAAAUUGCUCAAAAGAGAUCACGUAAUGAAUUCCCAUCCAAAAUUUCAAGUUAUGCAUACUUUACUUAAAGCUCACUGCGAAGAAAAGGUUGAAUAUAUGCCAGAAACAAAAUCACAGAUCACUAACAUUAUACCUAGACCCGAAUUUACUCAGUUCAUGUAUUAUUUGGAAUCUUUAAUAAUUGAACUGUUCGAGAAACAUAAUGAAUUAGGACCAAAUAUCCUGUGUUAUGUGAAAAAUAGUCUUCUUGUUAACUUAUCUCUAAAUCAAAUGUUUAUUACAACAUUGAAAUCAAAUAAUAUUACUGGUGUUGAAUUAGAAGAUGAAGAAUUUGGGUUUAUUUAUGAGAGAUGCGUCACUAUCUAUAUGAAAAGUCGACAAAAAACAUGGAGAGACGUUAAUAAUUACAUUCCGGAAAAAGGUACAGCAAGUUUAAGAGAAAGCCUGAAAACGAUGCGCUCAAACAACCUAACAACAGAAAAUAAAAAGCCCCUUAUGAAGAAGGCAAAUUUACCUACCGAUCCUGCUCAUGCUUUAGAACAACUUCGAGUAUGGGCACAACUUGAAGGAGCAGAAGACUCAUUUUCUAAAUUUUUUUUAGUUUCGGAAUUAUUGUGGAUAAUUUGGGCAUUUGGAAUUUCAACGCCAUAUAAAAGAAAACAAAAAUUGGUGCCUAUAAUUAUUUACAACUUAAAAAAUUCCACACCAUUUACUGAAGAAGCUCUUAAAAGAAGGGUUAUUUUUAUGGAAUAACGAAAACAUAAAUAAUAAAUAUAAAUAAAUUUUAAAUAAAGUGGAGUUUAUUGUCAAAGUU
Rhizophagus irregularis DAOM 181602=DAOM 197198 is the source of this 1429-nucleotide messenger RNA. NCBI's taxonomy places the organism in Eukaryota, Fungi, Glomeromycota, Glomeromycetes, Glomerales, Glomeraceae. The record is from RefSeq and is a predicted model, not a curated record.